CUAAUUGACAAAUAUAAAGCAAAUAGUAAAAUCUAAUAAAAAUGGAUUAUUUGGAUCUAGACUCUUUUCGUUCCAGGUAUAGCGAUAUAACGGUAACGGCUGUGCCCGCCAAACGAAACAAGGUGGAUGAAGAAGAGCGUCUGCCAGAGCUCUGGGAUGCAGCUGGAAGUGGAGUGGAAAUGACGCCGGCUGCACGCGUGGAAAUCAUACCAAUAAACAUGCCAAGUGUGCCAAGCAAGUCGAUGAUGAUGCAACAGCAGCACCAGCAACAGCAGCAGCAGCAUCAUCAGCAAAAGUUAAGUCAGGAGGCUGUUGCCUACUCGAAUGAAUAUCAACAGGUGUUGGCCAAACUGGAGUAUACGAAGUAUGUGCAGGCGCAGCUGCAGCUGAUGUCCAAUAGCAAUGGGUUUGGUGAGCUGCUCUAUGGCUUGACUGGCAACCAAAUGCAACUGCCCAGCAACGAAGCCAACGGCAUUUCGAACGGCGGCAACAUUGUGGACACCUAUGACAAUCUGUUAAGUGUCAUUGCGGAAAUGCAGAGCAAUUUGGGUCCAACGGCAAUUGGUUUGCGUGCUCCAAAGGAGCGACUGUUGCGUGAUAUAGCCCAUGCUCGUGUCCUGGUUAGGGAAUGCAUUCUAAUGCUAAUGCGCGAUCAUCAACAUCAGCAGCACCAGCACCAGCAAGCGAGCGGCGAGUGACGUCACAAUACGACGUGUUAAUUGCCUGUCUUUGUUUUCACAGUGUGUGACAUAAUAAAACAGCAAAGCAGCAACAACAUGCGUGAAGUUCCCAGAACUAACACACACAUAUACACAAACGUGAUAUUCACACUUGGCGCUUUGUACACACACUUAAACAUGCUCUUCACACUCCGCUCACUCACACAUUCAUGUGCAAUGGUCACACACCAACAGCCAACAAAAAAACGCCUUUAGGCACUCUCACACACUAAUAUGCAACGAAAGGGUCACGAAAUAUCGACUUCGACGUCGACGGCGCUGCCUAUGAUGAAGCUCUCUCCCAUAGUUAUACAGUGGUCACACUCCAGCUCUGCCCAAAAGGCUCACAAAACAAAACGACG
Molecule: messenger RNA, 1081 nt
Organism: Drosophila hydei
Lineage: Eukaryota; Metazoa; Arthropoda; Insecta; Diptera; Drosophilidae
Exons: 1
Coding region: 42-698 (218 amino acids)
Cellular component (GO): cytoplasm; nucleus
Source: RefSeq, a predicted model, not a curated record